Molecule: messenger RNA, 3597 nt
Organism: Myzus persicae (green peach aphid)
Lineage: Eukaryota; Metazoa; Arthropoda; Insecta; Hemiptera; Aphididae
Gene: tau
Product: microtubule-associated protein tau
Exons: 9
Coding region: 130-2871 (913 amino acids)
Biological process (GO): microtubule cytoskeleton organization; neuron projection development
Cellular component (GO): neuron projection
Molecular function (GO): microtubule binding
Source: RefSeq, a predicted model, not a curated record
UAAAUAAAUACAAACAUACAUAUAUAUAGCGCGUAAAUAAUAUAAUUUGAAUUAAUACGCACAUGGCAUCGCAUAACUGCGAUAUAAAUUGUAAAUAUUAACUAAAUUUAUUAACAAUAAAAAAAUAACAUGGACAGCCAUCGUCGGAGUAGCAUUGUAGAACCCACGGGUGGUGGUUACGUACCGGAUACAAGAAGUCAAUUGAACACGACUACGGUACAACCCAAGCCGCCGCAGCAGAGGGCCCCUGAAUUCGGUUCGAGACCGCCGCGUCCCGAAUUCUAUCAGCAAGGCCCAUACGGCGCGCCCAACAGGCCACAGGGACAGCAGCAACGGCCGCCGCCGCCUAGAGCUCCCGGUGACAAUAAGGCCAGCCCCUGGAAUCUUAUCCGGCAAACUCUGCCACCGGACGUCGGGGUCCGUGGUCCACCACAGUUGCAGCAACAGCGUGGGCCGCCACCGCAAAACUAUAACAACAUUAACAACAGCAUGCAACAAAGACCACCAAUGCAACAAGAACAGCAACAGUAUAGGCAGCAGAUGCCGAUGCAGGAUCGCCGUGGCCCUACGUCUCGGGUCACUGAAGAUAGGCCGCUUCCUCAGUUCAGGUCGGAAAACGGUAGACAGGCAAGACCCGUAGGAGGCGGUGCUGAUGAUGACGAAGAAGUAGUGGUUAACUCUUCCACUAACCAACAGAUGCAGCAACAGCCGGCGCUAAAUCGAAGAGAUUCGACGGUGUUUGCAGGCGGCCGAGUCGGUGACGGGACCACUGACCCUAACAAGCAGUGGCAGCAGAGAGCGGGAGCGCCGGGAACGGUACCGUACGGCAAACCGCAGCCGCAGGAACAACAAUACGGUAGACAAUCGUUGGUGAUACCCGAGGGACAGGAGCAGACACGUUUUCCGACGCAGGCAGCCGGCGGAUACAACAGCAACAGGCCCGUGGCGCCGCAAGAGGACGAUGGCGGCCUCAACGGUAGUAGACAACCGGCGCAGGUGCAAAAUGGCAUGCAAAAAAGAGACAUGCAACCACAACAACAACAACAACAACAACAACAGCAGCCACAGCAGCAGAAACAGCAGCAGCAGCAACAACAACAACAGCAAAAUUUAUUGACCAGACGGGACAGCGUGUUGGACUCGAAUACUGCAAAGGCCGGGAUGGACAUGAUGUCACGCAGGAACGACGGAAUGGCCGAGUACGGUCGGAAGCCAGCGCCUGACUUGCAGGAUGAAGGUACAGGUGGCAGGCGGCAGUCGGAGCUUAUCGGUGGUGUCCGUAGACCGCUGCCCGCGCAGGACUCGAUACAAGAAGAUGGGAGACGGCCGGCUGCUGAGUUCAAGAAAACGGAACAGGAAGACGUGAGUGGCAGACGUUUGACGGAUUUCAAAAACAACAGAUCAGAAGCCGGUCCCGCCGCCGAGUACGGAGCAGCCAGCAGACAGGUGACCCAUCCGGACGACAGGCCGUCCGUCAGAGAUUACGAACAGUCGCGUCACGAGCGCAAAGCGUCGCUGGAAAAAGAUCAGCCUGUCCAGAGGCCGACUUCUGUGGAACACGGCAACCGGGCGUCGGAACUUCGAAAGUUGCACUUCGAAGCCACUCAUUUGAAAGCGGUGAAGGAGCAACCGCGCGCGGCCAACGACGACGGCAGGGUAGCCUCGGCGCGGGGUAGGGAGCCGCCAGUGGAUGAGACGAGAGCUAGGGAUUACGCGGCCGCGGCUGUGAGGUCGACCGGCGACGGUGACCCGCCAAACGAACGGUACAGAGCGACGUUCGCCCCGGCGGCGGACCGCGUUGCUGGCGGAGACGACGAGGUCGUGCAGCAGUUGAGUAAAAACUCGAGGCCCGAUACUUUAAAAAUAAUUAAAGACAAUGACCCCCUCAAAGAUUCUUCAAACUCAAAAAGUGAUCGUCAGAACGACAACGAUGUGGGCAAGUCGCCGAGCAAAAUCCCGAAAAAAGACCGUUCAGAAUUGAAAACUCCCACCCGAGCCGUCACACCAAAGUCUCCUGCGGAGAGCGUGAUGUCCAUCGGACAGAAGAAGUUGCCGAUGAACAAAGUGCAAGUGGGGUCUGCGCCAUCUCCGAAUCUCAAGGUAGUCCGGUCGAAAGUCGGGUCACUGCAGAACACCAGUCACAAACCGGGAGGCGGACAAGUGAAAAUCGAAAACAGAAAACUUGAGUGGAAAGCCGGUACGAGGGUCGAGGCCAAAAACGACGCUUACGUUCCCGGCGGUGGCGACAAAAAGAUUCAAAGUGUUAAGCUGCAGUGGAAUGCCAAACCUAAAGUAGGUUCACUGGACAACAAAACCCACAAGCCUGGGGGUGGUGACAAAAAAAUUGAAACCGUCAAGCUUGAUUUUAAAGACAAGGCAAAACCGAAAAUUGGGUCCAAAGACAACAUUAAACACACUCCCGGCGGAGGAGCAGUCAAGAGCCAAUCCAUACAAUUAUUAGAAAAGGAAUCGCACGACAUAGAGGAUCAAAAAUUGGACAUAAAAGCCCAGAGCAAGGUCGGCUCGUUGGACAACAUGAAACACCGACCAGGGGGUGGAGAGGUGAAAAUAUUUGAUGACAAGAGUUACAUAAAACAGACGACUGCGGGACAGAUCGGAACGCCAACAAAAACGCAGCUCCGGAGGAGUUCUAGUUUGAAAAGUCCAUUAAGUAUGAAGUUAUAUAGCCCCGACGAACGACCCAAAAGCCAUGUGAAAAUUGUCGUUACACCAACAAGCGAGGAGGAUUUGUACAAUAAAAUAGCAACAGACAACACCAAAGGAGGGCCUAGACGAUCAGCAUACAUUCGAUCACCUUCACUACACAAUAACAUAGUUAUACCCGAAGAGGCAGUUAAAACAAAAAAAUGAUAAGAUGUAAUCAAAAUUUAAGAACUAUGUAUUUUUCCAUCUAUUGUGCAGAACGUUUUCAUAAAAACAUUCCAGAUGUGACAUGAGGUUACUACAUUUACAGUUCCUGAUAUUAGCAGCAUAGUUGAGAUGUUGGAAUUUAAUGUUUUAGAUAAUAUAUGGUACAAUAUGCACAUUUGUGUGAUGAUAAUAAUAAUAAUUAAUAAAUGGCCUAAUUCAAAUACUGAUACAAAAUCAAAAUAUAAUACAGUAAGUACAAGAGUAAUUAUGGGAUAAAUUGCAUAUUUAACUAAACAAAAAUUAAUAAGGGGAAAAAAUCAAAACAAAAUUCAGUACAUAAUAAAGUAAAAUUUUCAACAAAAAGAAAAAAAAAUGAAAUACAUUAAUCUUGUUACAGGUUUGAACUCGUGUCGAUUAUUUUUUAUACAUAUGUUUUUGGCCCAAAGCAAGUCAUAAUAUUAACUUAAAUUUUAACUUUUGGUCAAUGGUAGUAUUUCACUAACUAUUUACACUUUAAAAUUUAAAAUUUAAUUUGGUAUAACUAGAAUGUACUCAACACUCCAAAAUAAACCAGAUAUUCAUAACUCACUAAAAAAAAGUUAAAAAUGAUCGAUAUUAUUUAAGGGGUUUCCGGUAGAGAUGCCAGUCUUAAACUAUGAAAAUAAUCCAUUUCCAAUAUUUUUUCAGCAGACAUUCUGUUUGCCGGGUUGUAGGUACACAUUGCCU